AUGGCAAAUACUCAAUGGCAUUUGCUUUUCCCGGACUCAGAAACACAUUAUCUCGAGUUAGAUGAGUCUGAUCAUCGACCCCUAAUCAGUUUUCUGGGAGAUAGACCACAACAGAGAAGAGGACAAUUCAUGUUCGAUGAUAGAAUGACAUCAGAUGAAGAUUUUCAACAAAUGGUAUCUCGAGAAUGGAAUAGUGGGUCAUCACAAAAUACUACUUUGUUGGACCGAAUAGUUAAGAUUCGUCGUCAGAUUUCUCGGUGGAAACAGAGGCAUAAACCAAACGCAAAAGAAAAGAUAGCUAUUCUCCUGUAUAAGUUGGACAAAGCAGCUUCAUCAGCUAAUGUCUCACAGUCUGAACGAGACAUUCUCGAAGCCCAGUUGAACAAAGCUUAUGUCGACGAGGAAAUCUACUGGAAAAGGAAGAGUCGAAAUAAAUGGUUACUAGUGGGGGACAGAAAUACAAGAUUCUACCAUCAAGUGACCAAGACGCGGAGAGUGAAGAACAGAAUUCUGUCCAUACAAGACUCACAAGGUAUUAUUCAGAGAGGAGAUGAUAACAUUGCAGCAACUGCAGAAAGAUACUUCACGGAGCUAUUCAGUACACAGGGGAUUCCGCAGAAUGCUAUAGAUGAGGUCUUGGUCAACUUUGAAAGCAGAGUCACAAGAGAUAUGAACAAUGAUCUUACAAGAGAAGUAUCACUUGAGGAGAUCAGAAAAGCCGUUUUCUCAAUUGAAGCUCAAAAAACCCCAGGACCGGAUGGUUUCUCUGGAUCUUUUUAUCAAAGCUUUUGGAAUGAAAUAUCACCGGCACUAUUAAUGGAAGUGAAAGCUUUCUUUGAGGAAGGAAGAAUGGAUCAAAGACACAAUCACACAAACCUGUGUCUAAUACCCAAAAUAACAACACCAACAAUGAUGGCAGACUUCCGACCAAUAGCGUUGUGUAAUGUUAGCUAUAAAAUCAUUUCCAAAAUCCUGGUGAAUCGGCUUAAACAACAUCUAUCAGCUCUCGUCUCAGAAAAUCAAGCGGCUUUUAUUCCAGGAAGAAUGAUCACAGAUAAUGUGAUAAUAGCUCACGAGGUAUUCCAUGCAUUAAAGGUCAGAAGAAGACAAUCUAAGUUUUAUAUGGCACUUAAAAUAGAUAUGAUGAAAGCAUAUGACCGUCUAGAAUGGGGUUUUUUGGAAGAAACCAUGAGAAGAUUUGGGUUUGAUAGUAAAUGGAUACAAUGGAUCAUGACUUGUGUCAAGUCUGUGAGUUUUUCAGUUCAGAUUAAUGGUUCACCGAGAGGAUUUAUACAGCCACAGAGAGGUCUAAGACAAGGGGAUCCUUUAUCCCCUUAUCUUUUCAUUCUCUGUGCAGAAAUACUAUCUCAUCUGAUGACUCAAGCAGCAAAUACUAGGAAGAUUCAGGGGAUUAAAGUCAGUACCCAAAGUCCAGCUGUGAAUCACCUUCUUUUUGCAGAUGAUUCAUUAUUUUUCUCACUUGCUAAUCCACAGUCCGGAAGAGCAAUUAAAAGGGUUUUGAAUCUAUAUGAAAAGGUUUCGGAUCAAGCUGUAAAUCUGAGAAAGUCAGCAAUAACGUUUGGAAGCAGAGUACAGGAUCGAAUUAAAACACAAAUGAGAACAAUAUUGGGGAUCCAUAAUGAUGGUGGAGGAGGAAAGUAUUUGGGUAUGCCUGAGCAAUUUGGGAAGAGGAAGGCUGAAAUGUUUCAAUAUCUACUAGAAAAGGUUAAUGAAAGAACUCAAGGUUGGAACAAGCAGUUCCUUUCACAAGGAGGGAAGGAAGUCCUAUUGAAAUCUGUAGCUACAUCAAUGCCAGUCUAUGCAAUGAAUGUUUUCAAGCUCCCUAAGGGUCUCUGCACUGAUAUUAACAGGAUUCUAGCAAGAUUUUGGUGGGGAAAAGGUCAUGAAAGAAGAGGAAUGCACUGGUAUAGUUGGGAUCGAAUGGGUUUACCAAAAAAAGAAGGAGGGUUAGGCUUCAGAGAUAUUGAGCAAUUCAACCUUGCUUUACUCGGGAAACAAGCAUGGAGGAUACUACAAAAUCCAAACUGUCUUAUGGCCAGAAUAAUGAAGAGCAGAUAUUUUAAAGACACAAACAUCCUCAUUGCUGAAGAAUGCCGGAGAAGCUCAUAUAUAUGGAAAUCGAUUCUCCAAGGAAGAGAUUUAUUGAGGAAAGGAAUGAGAUUUAUCAUUGGGGAUGGAACUGCAGUUAGCUUUUGGUAUGACCCUUGGUUACCGUUAGAUCCUCCACGACCUCCAAGACCGAUAGAAGAGAUCGUCAAUCAAUGUCUAGUGAAAGAUCUGUUUGAUGAACAGUCAGGGUGGAAUGAAAGAGAAAUACAAAGACUAGUUGUGGAAGAGGAUGCAGAGAUUAUCCUAUCUAUGCGGGUAAACUCAAGAUCAGAAAAAGAUUUAUUAGGUUGGCACUACAAUAAAACUGGUCUCUACACAGUUAAGUCUGGUUACUGGUUGGCAGCUCAUACCCAUAAAAGGAUACUUCAUCCCCCUUCUGGUAAUGCUAAUCUGAAGCAACUAAUCUGGAAGCUCAAAAUCGCUCCAAAAAUAAAGCACUUCCUGUGGAGAGUGGUCUCAAGUGCAAUCCCAACAGGUGAAAACCUCAAAAGAAGACAUAUGACAAGAAAUUCACUUUGUCUACGGUGUCUUUCUUCAGAAGAAACGUCUAAUCAUCUUUUCUUUGAAUGCACUUAUGCACAACAAAUAUGGAGAGCUUCAGGAUUUCCAAACCCAAGUGUCAUCAAUAUGGGAUUAAAUUUUGAGGAAAAGCUGGAAGCCAUACUUAAGAGGAGUUCAUUACUGCCUCACAGAGUACAUCAAUAUGCCUUGUGGAUAUUUUGGCGCAUCUGGAAGAGCCGCAAUACACUUUUGUUUCAACAAAAACAAAUCCCUUGGUUAACAACACUGAAAUUAGCUGAAAGUGAUGCAAAAGAAUGGUUAGAUGUCUACCAGCUCGUUGAUAGAUAUAAUCAGCCAGACUUUCAUCAAAAACCAACCUCGAUGGCAAGACAUCAUCGAUGGCUUCGAGCAAAAGAAGGAUGGCUAAAAUGCAACUAUGAUGGAAUGUACAUCAAGGAGAGAAACAAUGCGAAGGCGGGAUGGAUUCUAAGAGAUGAAAAUGGAGUUUUCAAAGGAGCAGGUCAAGCAGAAAGCAAUGCAGCACAAACACCACUAGAGAGUGAAGCCCAAGCAUUACUGAUGGCUAUGCAAUACUGUUGGUUAAGAGGUUAUAGGAAAAUCAUUUUUGAAGAAGAUUGCAGAAACCUGGUAAACCUGAUCAACAAAGAAACCCUCAACUUUGGAAGUCACAACUGGACCAGAGAAAUCUGGAAGUGGAAAGGAAAGUUUGAAAAUACAGAAUUUGUUUGGACACACCGGGAAAAUAAUCAAGCAGCAGACACUCUUGGGAAGGCAGCUUUACUGGUUAAUACCAGAUAUAGUUCUUAUCAUUAUGUCCCACAUGUAAUUUCUGAUGUAUUACAUUCAGACUAUAUAAGUUUCAAUUAA
Eutrema salsugineum is the source of this 3519-nucleotide messenger RNA. RefSeq lists its product as uncharacterized. The transcript has a single exon. The record is from RefSeq and is a predicted model, not a curated record. NCBI's taxonomy places the organism in Eukaryota, Viridiplantae, Streptophyta, Magnoliopsida, Brassicales, Brassicaceae. The coding region runs from base 1 to 3519 and encodes 1172 amino acids. Gene Ontology annotation, molecular function: RNA-DNA hybrid ribonuclease activity; nucleic acid binding.